Molecule: messenger RNA, 1643 nt
Organism: Triticum urartu
Lineage: Eukaryota; Viridiplantae; Streptophyta; Magnoliopsida; Poales; Poaceae
Source: RefSeq, a predicted model, not a curated record
CAGGUGGUAUUUACUUGACUUUGAGCAUGGUUCGGUCAAGGAUGAUUAUUGUGGAGAAAGGACUGGGUACAACUCGGAAUUAUUGAAGAUCAUGGAAGCUAACCAAUCUCCUCCUCGCAAGCGACCACGCAGAGACAGAAACCGAGAGAAAGCAUCCUUCCUGAACUCGGCUGAAGCAAUGAAGCUAGAUAUUUGGAGCGAGUUCCCUGAAGACCUUUUUGAAACUGUCAUUGCAAGGCUUCCAGUGGCUGCAAUUUUCCGAUUCCGCUCUGUUUGCCGGAAGUGGUGUUCUCUGGUAGUCUCAGACAAUUUCUCUCAGCAGUACUCUGAAGUCCCACAGGGAAUGCCAUGGUUCUAUACAAUCACACAUGAGAAUGGCAACAACAAUGUAGCGAUGUAUGACCCUUCCCUAAACAAGUGGCACCACCCUUCUGUUCCCCUUGCUCCUGCAAACAUAGUAAUGCCAGUGGCAUCUGCAGGUGGCCUUGUGUGCUUAUUGGAUCUUAGCCACAGGAACUUCUACAUAUGCAACCCUCUUACACAAUCACUAAAGGAAAUUCCUCCCAGGUCAGUCCAGGCAUGGUCAAGAGUGUCAGUGGGGAUGGUGCUGAAUGGAAGAACUUCUAAUGAGGGUUACAAAGUGAUGUGGUUGCGAAAUGAUGGAAAUCAUGAAGUUUACGACUCAGUGCAGAAUAUGUGGUCUCAGCCAGGCGAGUUUCCUCCAAGCAUCAAGCUCCCACUUGCUCUAAAUUUCAGGUCACAGCCAGUCGCGGUUGGCAGCACGCUGUACUUCAUGUGCUCAGAACCCGAGGGUGUUUUGUCAUAUGAUGUAAGCACUGGGAUUUGGAUUCAUUUCAUCAUCCCGCUGCCGCUGCAUCUGACUGACCACACACUUGCCGAGUUCCAGGGGAAGAUCAUGCUUGUGGGUCUGCUGUGCAAGAACGCAGCAACCUGCGUCUGCAUCUGGGAGUUGCAGAAGAUGACUCUCCUCUGGAAGGAGGUGGACAGAAUGCCAAAUAUCUGGUGCUUAGAAUUCUACGGUAAGCACAUGAGGAUGACCUGCCUGGGCAACAGCGGCUUGCUCAUGCUCUCCUUGAAGGCGAAGCGGAUGAACCGCCUCGUGAUGUACAACCUUGUGAGCAAGGAGUGGCAGAAGGUUCCUGACUGCAUGCUCCCUUGCAGCCGCAAGAAGCAGUGGAUAGCAUGUGGCACGGCAUUCGGCCCGUGCCCCUCUGCCUCGCCCUGACGGUUCUCAGCAAAGGUUGACAUUGUCGCUUUCAUUUUGUUACACAUUCCUGUGUCGUCGCGACUUGGCGAGAAGGUUAUCUGUUAUGUUAUUGUACAAAUUCAUGUCAAAGUGGUUGUUUUCGUUACUUGCUGAAGCAAUCGGACCAUUUUGUUACUGUCAGUUUUAUCAUCCACGAGAAUUUGUGUCGGUGCAAUGGCAACUGAUCAGUUGAACUGAAUCUGUUAAGGUUACUGCGAUCAAAAGGCUGAAGAGCAGACAUCUGUUACUGUAUUAGAACUUUUAUUUGUUCCGUUGUUGUGUCAUGUUCAGUAUGUAAUAUUUGUACUAAAUCUCGGGUCAUCUCCUCAGCAAAACUGAGCCUACUCUAUAAUAAUAACAACUGGAGUUGUAUUGA